This is a messenger RNA of Ectocarpus sp. CCAP 1310/34, 2628 nucleotides long. The record is from the annotation of a GenBank genome assembly. NCBI's taxonomy places the organism in Eukaryota, Phaeophyceae, Ectocarpales, Ectocarpaceae.
AUGUUGGAGAGUACCGGCCAAGGAGAACGGGAGCACUGCUGCGACCUCCCCACGUGCGCGACGCACCUCGGCAAGCUCCUCAAGAUGCAUGCGUGGCGUCCAGCGGACGGCGGCGGCGGUGGCGGUGGCGUCACCGCGACAACCGGCGCCUGGAGCAGCAUGGUCACAACGACAGCCGCGGCAGCUACCCCGGGAAACAAGCUGGGCGCGGAGUUCAGUCUGAGCGGUACUACUAGCGAUUUAGCAGAGAACCGUGAUACCAUGGAGGAGCUCGGUAUGCCGAGCGUGGCGAGGGAGGGAGGGAGGGAGGAAAAACAGGGAGCUACUGACAAGCCUGCGCGUUCGGACGAGGGAGCAGGUGAAGAUUUUCACAGCAUUGAGAAUCCGGGAAGACUCCACGCAGAGGCUGCGGGGGGGGGAGCCGGUGGUCGGGUGAAUAGCGGUUUGCCCGUCGGGGAGGUGACGGGUGCUGUAAUGAGCGGCCAGAAGACCGGGUAUCGGACGAGGGUAAUGGUCCGGCCAGAACGGGCCGAGGAGUACAGGAGCACUGCCGCGGCCGGGAAGCAACAGGCAGCGCAGAGACACCUCCUGGAUGCUGAGGUGAGCCUGAGCGGGAUCAGCGGUUUGGCAGAGAACCGUGAUACGAGGGAGGAACUCGGGAUGCCGAGCUUCGGAGAGAAGGGGGGAAAGAAGAGCAACUUGUACGAAGACGAGGAGAAUUGUUCGGAUACCCACUUGCCUGAACAAACGACUGCAAACCCUGCGGCCUUGAGAGAGGGAGAAGGUGAAGAUCUCCACAGCGUCGAGGGAACGAGCGGGCUCCACUCAAUGAGCGAGGGGGGGGGAGCCGACGAACGUGGGAAGUUGGCGGCGUUAAGACGACGGGUGAUCGCGCUCCAGGCGACCGCAUUAUUAGGUAUGACAAAGAGACUGGAGGCGGAUGAGACCGCGCUUAGUUUGAGAGACCUUCUGAGGACAACCGUGGACGAAGCACAGCUAGCCCACGUGGAGCGGCAAGUUGGCGGGCGAGGCCCGAUGCCCGCCACAGAACACGGCAGAUACUGCUCCUCAAUUCACCCCGGAGUGUUGGAAGAUAUCACAGACGUGGACUCGCUGUCCGGGUACGACUACACGACAGCUGCCGAGACUGUUUAUGUCACCACGGCCACCUCCACCAGCAACGGUGGAGCGGGUGAGAGAGAGGAGGGGAGAAAGCUCCCCGGACACCCCGUGCAAGUCGGAAACUGCAGCACCAGUACCAGCACCAGCACCGUCGUUGUGUGUUUCAAGGGCGAACAAGCGGAAAUUACCGCUACGAAGAUUUUCGAGGAAGAAGAGCGCGGGACGGCAGGUGAGGAGCAAGACAAGGUGGUGGGGCACACGAACGUUUCAGAGGGAGAGAAGAAGGAGGAGGAGGAGGAGGAGGAGAUCGACAUGGGCGGGGGCAUGGACAUGUUCGGCGGCGGCGGUAAGUCGGCUUCCGAUUUUGCGUCCCUUCCUUCUAAUAGACGUAAGUGUCAACACAUUGUNGAAAAGGAGGAGGAGGAGGAGGAGGAGGAGGAGGAGGAGGAGGUGGUGGUGGCAUCGGGUGAUGGUGUAGCGGAAGGUGCUGAUUCGAACAGGGUCUUGCCUUCCGAGGCAGGGGGCGGCAUCUCUGAGGACUCUAGACCGAGAUCAACCUGCGCGUCCACGGGGCUGAGCGGGAAUAGUAUUGAAGUGUUCCGCUUUUCUCCGAUCACGGUCUUGUACGAUCAUGAGGCCUUCGGGAACGAAAAGCAGAUCGUCGAGGGUGCGGCCCAGGAAGACACCACAAAGGAGAGGGGGGACAUCUUGGGCAACCGGCGUGGCUCGCUACAGGAUGUCUCGUUUCUGUCCGGCAACAUCCACAUCGAGAUCGGCGACGGCGAAACACAGGCCACAAAGAAGAACACAGCUGAGAAGGAGAGGUAUGAACUAGAGGAGUGUGGCUCACACAAGCGCAGUACAAGGCCAAGGAACCCCUCGGCAGCCUGGAGCAACGCCAAGCGUAGCGUUGCAUGGAGCAACGCCGAGCGUAGCGUUAGCAUCCGCCGCGAGAUCGGCAACAGCGAAGCACAGGCGACGAAGAAGGACACAGCUGAGAGUACAAGGCCAAGUAACCCCUUCCUACCCUGGAGCAACGCCGAGCGUAGAGUUAGCGGGUGCGGCGCCCGACACGACGCGCUGCAGAGGUCUCCCGACCAGGCACCCUCCAGCGUUGUCAAUACUUCGCGUCGCACGGAGGAGCGAGACACAACCGACAGCAAUGAGGGUGGCGGUGGUGAUGAGACCCAGUCAACGCCGCCAGAGGCAAUCGCGGGAGAAGGCGGCGAUAUUGUGCAGGAGAUCGUUGGUGUCGAUGCCAACACACCGCGACUCCUGGCGAUAGGUAACUCUGACAAGUCUGACCUUCAAAGCGAGAAGGGAACGGAGCGGCAGCGGCAGCGGCAGUUAGAGGAUGGGAGCCGUUUGCGGGCUUGGCGAGUGGGCAAGCUUAGCGCCCUAGCCCUCGUCCUCAGGGAAGCCGAGGACGCCAUCUGCGCAGGAGAGCGCGGUGGCCAAGGACGAUCGCGGACCACACUUCACACUUCAGCUGGUGUUGGUUUUUGA